This is a messenger RNA of Desarmillaria tabescens, 3414 nucleotides long. Its product is annotated as TPR-like protein. Gene Ontology annotation, molecular function: RNA polymerase II cis-regulatory region sequence-specific DNA binding; protein binding; chromatin DNA binding. Gene Ontology annotation, biological process: negative regulation of transcription by RNA polymerase II. Lineage: Eukaryota; Fungi; Basidiomycota; Agaricomycetes; Agaricales; Physalacriaceae. Bases 1 to 3414 code for a protein of 1137 amino acids. The record is from RefSeq and is a predicted model, not a curated record. Gene Ontology annotation, cellular component: transcription repressor complex. The transcript is spliced from 9 exons.
AUGUCUAUGCGCCACCUCCCCCGCCAGCCAGAGCGGGAUGUCCGUAUGCACGACCCGUCUCCAUUGCAGUCACACCCUCACGCCCACCCGCUCAUCACCCACGGACCCCACCUCAACGGCAAUGCUCCCGGUCCCACCACGCCCGCCGCCGCCUCCAUCGUCUCACCCACUGCCGGCGCUCCCAAUGGCGUCCAGGCCCCAACUACAGUCAUGCAGAAGCUCGCUGCAGCCAACGAGCAGACUUGGCUCCUCAUCGGAAGCGUAGCAGAACAGAUGGGAGACCUCGAACAUGCCCUUUCCGCCUAUGAGAAUGCCCUGCGGCACAAUCCGACGUCCCUGUCCGGACUUACUCAAGUCGCUGGCAUCGCCCGGAUCAAGGAGAACUAUCCCAAGGCUGUUGAUUUCUUCCAACGUGUGCUUGGUUUGCAAGAGGAGAAUGGCGAGGUAUGGAGUGCUCUAGGGCACUGUUAUCUCAUGCAAGAUGACCUACAGAAGGCUUAUUCUGCCUACCAGCAGGCAUUGUACCUGUUACCAAAUCCCAAGGAGGAUCCUAAGCUUUGGUACGGCAUCGGAAUACUCUACGACCGAUAUGGGUCCCUCGAUCAUGCCGAAGAGGCCUUCUCUUCGGUCUUGCGCAUGGAUAAAGACCUAGAUUUCGAUAAAGCGAACGAAAUCCUGUUUCGAUUAGGCAUAAUCUACAAGCAGCAAGGCAAAUACGACGAAUCCCUUGCCUGCUUCGACCGCAUUCUCCGCAACCCUCCUUCCCCUCUUGCACACGCCGACAUAUGGUUUCAGAUCGGUCACGUUUACGAACAACAGAAAGACUACGUCAAGGCAAAGGAUGCCUAUGAGCGUGUAGUCGCCGACAACAGUGGUCAUGCCAAGGUGCUGCAACAGCUCGGAUGGCUAUACCAUCAAGAUGGGUCUUCGUUUCAGAAUCAAGACCUCGCUAUCCAAUACUUGACGAAAAGUCUCGAAGCGGACUCUUCGGAUGCCCAGAGCUGGUACCUCUUGGGUCGUGCUUACAUGGCGGGGCAAAAAUAUAACAAGGCCUACGAAGCAUAUCAACAAGCCGUCUACCGCGAUGGUCGCAACCCUACGUUCUGGUGUUCUAUCGGCGUUCUAUACUUCCAGAUCAAUCAAUUCCGUGACGCUUUAGACGCUUACUCGCGAGCCAUCCGAAUCAACCCUUACAUCUCCGAAGUGUGGUUCGACCUUGGCAGUCUCUAUGAAAGUUGUAACAACCAGAUCUCCGAUGCCAUCGAUGCAUAUGCCCGUGCGAGCGAGCUCGAUCCCGGCAACAACGUUAUUUCCCAGCGCUUGCAGUUGUUGAAGACUGCACAGGCUACCGGCGGCCAGCUUCCUGCUGCUCCGGGUCCCCAAGAUGUUCAUCCCACAGCAUAUGCUAGUGCUGUUGUUCCGCCACCGGGAUUGACAGGUCCGCCUCUACUUUUACAGUCUGGUGUUCCCCGUCCGCCAUUCCGUACCGACUCACGAGGACCAACAGACAUAUCCUUGCCGCCGCCUUCACAAGUAGGCGUUGGGCGAUCAUCGCCUGGUCCUUUCAGAGGUGGUCCACCACCGCCUGUAGUUCUUGAUGAGACACGCCACAUUCCUUCUCAUACCCCACUCGCACCAAUGGAGAUCGAGCGACCAGCGCACUCACGCGAUUUUCCCAGCUCUUCCCGGGAUGCCGGCCCGCGUGGACAUCAAAGUCUAUUACUUCACCACCCCCUUCCCCAGCCUGGAGAAGAAGGUCGGAAUGGUGUUCACCCGCAUCAUCCGGACUCGUACUUCUCGCGACAACCGCGCCCACAAUCACGCUCGAUUUCACCAGGUCAUUCGGCACGGCAACGAAGUCCCCCACCCUUUCCACCAUUCCCGCCUCCCGGUGGACGGCAUCCCAUAGGUCCUGCUCAACCUAGUUCGGGCCCAGUCCAGAGGUCGCCGCGGUCAUACCCGGCACAUGAACCUCCAGCUAGACCCGUAGAACAGGAUGGAGCAUGGGAUAGACGGCCAAACAAUGAUAUUCGAGACUGGGAAAGGGAUAGGAGGAUGCUUAGGCAUUCCGGUGGUGAAUACCCCGGUGGUUACCCGCCACCUUACCCGCCUCGUUCGCCUCCCAGUGCGCAUCGCGGACGGACCCCUCCUGAGGCUUCUCCACGUUCGGCGCAUCCGUCCAGGUAUUGGGAGAAAGGCGGACAUUCGGUCAGUCGACCGUCGCCCCCUCCACCUCCACCGAAUGAUUCGAUGAGACGGUAUGAUCCUCGAUACGAGGUACGGGAUAAUGGUCGGGAGAGAGACUAUGAUAUGGAUGCACGAAUGGACCAACGAUCCUUCCCUGGACCACCAGAUGAAGGGCGACGAGGAAAUCAUUUUGCGUCCAGCAGCAACCGUAGUUCGGAGAGUCCUCACCCGGAUGGCAAGGGACGAAAGAGGCCUUCUUCGAAAGAUGACACUGAGGCCGCACGUCGCGAAAGGAGGAGAAAAAAUGGGAGCAUCAGCGGUGUUAGCCCCAACGGGAACGGCAAUGGGCUUCCCAAGCGUCGAGAAGAAGGUCUGGAGACACCGACACCAAAGCCAUUCGUGGUUGAGCGGGUUGAGCGUAUGCAGUCGAGCGAUCGUAUGCCUCCCAACUUCAAAGGUUAUAGCAAGGAUCAUGGCUCUCCUGGCCCUGUCAGCUCGAACGGUUCGGGUUCUUCGACCAGACCUUCACCUACAAGUGGUGCUCCCCGACCUCCUUCUCGCGUCUUGGAUGAGGACUACGAUGAAGGCGUCGACGCUCUCAUGGGGCUUGCAGCUGAUUCGUCUAACGCACCUGUUCCUUCCCAUUCACCGGCGGUAUCUACUUCGAGCCGGCACAGCGACCCUUCAUCUCGCUCUCAUCUUAUGCAUCGUGACUCUGUUUCAUCUACACGAAGUCAUGCCUCGCCUCCUCUCCUUUCUGCCCCUCUGAAGCGACCCUUGAGCCCUGGUGUUGACGAAUUGUCAGACGCCAAGCGCUCAAGGAUGGACCUGCACAAGCGUCGUGGAACCUCUCCGCCUACUCGUCAUGCACCUUCCUCGCGUCCAUCUCCCAUUCCUUUCCGUACACAGCCUACAUCUCGCUCGCCUGAAGCUCAUUACCCACCAAGUCCGCCGUUGCCUGCAGUGCUUCCUCCACACCCUAGGCCUAUUGGUUCAGGGUUGUCGAAUGGUUCUGCCCCGAUUGCGUUGCCUCCGAUCGCCACCCUCUCUCCGACGUCGACAGCUCCCUCACCGAGCGGUACGGAGCGAGACAGAGACGACAGGAUGCAGGUAGAUAACCGGUCCAUAUCGCCACCGCCUCGUAGUAAGAUGCCGGAAGCUGGUCGGUCUCCGCCAAAAGCGACGCCUUCGCCGCCUGUCGUAGAGAAGAAGGAGCCGUCUUCAUGA